Arachis duranensis is the source of this 3197-nucleotide messenger RNA. RefSeq lists its product as uncharacterized. The record is from RefSeq and is a predicted model, not a curated record. The coding region runs from base 762 to 3017 and encodes 751 amino acids. Lineage: Eukaryota; Viridiplantae; Streptophyta; Magnoliopsida; Fabales; Fabaceae. The transcript has 7 exons.
CACCGCCGCCUCUCUCUCUGCUGCUCACUUCUUCCGCCGUUAUACUCUUCUUCUGCUUCUAUCGCCGCCGCUCUGCUACUCUUCUUCGCCUAUUGCCGACGAUCUUCUGUUCUGAUUCUGCCCUAGCCUGUGGUAUUCUUGCUGCAAGGUUAUCACUCAUGAAAGAGGAUAGUUUCAAGAUAUAAUGCCAUUUAGAAGCUGGCAGAGGGGUACGUGCCACUCAACAAAGCAGUCCAAGUGUUCAACUGUUUCCCUAUGUGUUGGACCUAAGACGUGCUAGGGCAUCUGCACUAAAUUUGUUGCCCGCCAUGAAUUGUUUGGGUUUCAUUUGUUAUCAGUAUGGCGGUCGAGAGAUUUGUUCCUGUUAUAGAUCUUGGAUGCAUAGACUCACGUCCUUGAUUUUUUGUGUGUGCCCUGUGAAGGAAAUGUCAGCUUUGUUGUCUCCCAUGUGGAUGCCUCGGAUGGAUACAUAAUGUUUAGGAACUUCCUAUAGGUUUAGAAGUACUUGAUUAGAAUGAUAGGAGUUGCAUUGUAGUUACUAAUAGGGUAGCAUAAAAUGGUUGAUUAGACAAACUGGUAGGUUUGGAAAGCUAGGAUUGCCCUUGGUAGUUGAAGAUAGUUGGUGUUACCGUGACUGUGUGGUAAAAUGGGCAAAUGGUGAAAUGAUGAUCGUUUAAAACAAGAGGGAUCACAUUGGUUGUUUCAAUCGAGCUAUUCAUCUGAGCAGAUCAGCAUCCACAUUGCCGAAUUAGGUAGUUCAGAUGGGCUUGCCACAAAUACCUCUGUGUGGAACUGCUGAAAACGUUGCACCUUCAGGUGCAAGUUUAAGUAGCAUGCCACAGUUUUCUGAAGCAAGCCCUUCUGGUACGACUAUGAGCAGCAUGAACAGUGUAAACACUGGUGGAUUGGCUGCAUACACUCUUGGAUCUUCAUUUGAUCAUUUCCCGAAGAAUUCCUCUGUAGAGAGUUCAAAUGUCCCUGAUAACACAUUUUAUAGGGGAGCCAUGGAAGUCACUUCUAAUGUGCAUAGUUUGAAGAUUGGUCCAUCGGAUAGAACUCAAUUCUCAUCCAAAAGUGGACGAAGUGUUCAUAUUCCUGCUUCUAGGGUGGUUGGUUUUGAAUCAGGUCGAACAAGUUCUCUAACAGAUGGGUUGGCUGAAGUUCCAGCUACGAAUCUUAAUUCUACUUUUGCUGAUGUUGAAGCCAAUGACAGUGAAACUGCGAAUUCGUUGGUGCGGAAGCGACUUUUAUCCCCACUUAGCAGUAUGCUCUCCCCAAGUCAUUUCAAAGGCGACCUUCUUGACAUUGGCUCCAGAAAUGACACGACUGGCUCUUUUUUCAAGAAUGAAAGUGUCAGAAAUUCUGUUGCACAAGACUAUAAGAAGGCGAAUAUUGGAAAUAGUAUCAAUCAUACAAGGCUUUCUUGGUCCUUCACAACUUGUUUGGAGCAAAAACCAAUGCAACGGAGUGCACAAUCCAAUUUGAUAAUUGACGAUCCGUUGCAUGAAUGUCAAGGGCUUCUAUCCCAGGGUAGUUCCCCUACUGUUGGAAUUGAUCACUUUAGCGAAUUAAGCCAGGUCAGGCCACAAAGUGGCUUAAUUUCCGUAUCUCCUAAAAACUUGAGUUCUCCUCUUUCUUUGUCUCCUCUGGGUCCUAAAUUAUUUGAAAGAAUAAAAGUUGCUGGUGAAUCUAGGAGUUUGAUAGAGCAGGUCAAGAAUUGUGACUCAAAUUUAAAGAGCUUAGAGCGCUCAAAUGACAAUUCUAUCUCGUGUGUUACGUUAAAUCAGAAAGACGAUGAUUUCGGAAUUGCAUCCAAAUCUUUUGAAGAUGUUGGCUUCUUGUGCAAAGAUUUCUGUCCUUCUUCUCUGGAUGAUGUUGCUGACAUGGGUUGGAAAUUAUCUCGUGAAUCAGCCCCUCGGUCACACUCCAUGAGGUUCACUAGAAGUUUGAGUGGUCUCUCAGUCAGGAGGUCUUUGGUCGGUUCAUUUGAGGAGUCUCUUUUAUCUGGCCGCUUCUUAUCUGGAAAUCUUAGUAAGAGAAUCGAUGGUUUUCUUGCUGUGCUAAGUAUUACCGGUGGAAACUUUUCUCCUAAAUCACAGAAGCUUCCAUUUUCUGUUACUAGUGUUGAUGGUGAUUGCUAUCUAUUGUAUUAUGCAUCAAUAGAUCUUGCACAAAAUUCUUCAUCAAACAUGUUUAGAGGCCAACUGUUGAAACGAGGACUUAGCAAUGAUGAUUCACAACUUGUCAAAAGCCGUUUACGUAUUCCAAUGAAAGGACGGAUACAACUGGUGCUAAGCAAUCCAGAAAAGACUCCCCUUCACACUUUCUUUUGCAACUAUGAUUUGAGUGACAUGCCAGCUGGUACCAAAACAUUCUUGCGCCAGAAGGUUACCCUUGAGUCAUCAAGCUCCACUUCCCCCCAGUUGAAACAAGGUUUAGCAGGUUUGGAUAAUAGAACGGUGCCACAAGAACAAAAGCAUUGUGACAUCUCAUGCAAUGGAGAAGUAAAGCACGAUGAUGCAGUUGAUCUUGUAAAUAAACUAAAAUCUACAAACCAAAGCAACAGAAAGAGCUCUAGCUUGAAAGAUUUAAUAAAGGAUGAGUAUUCUUCCAAGCAAAAGCAAACACCAAACCAGAUCAUGUCGGAAAUGAUAGGCAAAUGUGGGAAAAAAACUGAAAGUAAGGAAUGGUGGGACAAAACAUGUGACGAAUCAGGGAAAUCACUGAAUUCCUGUGCAAAGGUCAAUGAGAAUUCUAAUAGUGCCCGUCCAUUACGUUAUGCUCUUCACCUCCGUUUUAUAUGCCCAUUUUCUAAAAGGACUAGUAAAACAGUUCCAAAAGGCAGAUGUAAUUCUAUUCCAGAAAAAGCUGGAUUGGAUAUGGAGGGGGAGCGGAGAUUCUACUUAUAUAAUGAUGUCAGAGUUGUGUUCCCUCAACGUCAUUCGGAUGCUGAUGAGGGCAAGUUAAACGUGGAAUACCAUUUUCCUGAAGAUCCAAGAUAUUUUGACAUCAACUGAAAAAUUAUAGUUUACCCUCUCAAAAAGCUUGUUGCUUCUUGUUGACCCACUUGUAUGUACAUAGUUACAUGUCUUUACAUGAAUCAUGUCCUUUGUAAAAGGGGGAAAAAUGGCACUAACCCUCUUUUCUCUUGUAAAUAAUUGACCAUUUCAAUAAUUCAAUGGGUUAACCAUUUUCAA